This is a messenger RNA of Carica papaya (papaya), 1696 nucleotides long. It is a transcript of the gene BGLU11, whose product is annotated as beta glucosidase 11. Lineage: Eukaryota; Viridiplantae; Streptophyta; Magnoliopsida; Brassicales; Caricaceae. Gene Ontology annotation, molecular function: beta-glucosidase activity. Gene Ontology annotation, biological process: carbohydrate metabolic process. The record is from RefSeq and is a predicted model, not a curated record.
AGAGAGAGAGAGAGAGAGAGAGAGAGAGAGAGUUGUUGAAUACGCCAUGGACUUCCAUCUCAUCUUCUCCAUUUUACUUUCUCUGCAACAUUCAACUGCCAGUCUAGCAAAAUAAACAGCAGUAUGUCGAGCCUCCUUUUCUUGCUGGCCACUCUGCUAAAUUUGGGAGAGACGGUGUUCGGCGCCGGUGCUUUUAGCAGAACUGAUUUUCCUCCUGGCUUCAUUUUUGGUUCCGCCACUUCUGCUUAUCAGGUAGAAGGUGCAGCAAGUGAAGAUGGCAGGACUCCAAGCAUUUGGGAUACCUUUGCUCACACUGGACACGGGCAUGGAGGAACUGGAGAUGUAGCCUGUGAUGAAUAUCACAAAUACAGAGAAGAUGUGCGACUAAUGGUAGGCGUAGGGUUAGAUGCAUAUAGAUUUUCCAUCUCGUGGUCAAGGCUUAUACCGGAUGGAAAAGGAUCUGUUAAUCCCAAGGGUCUGCAGUACUACAACAACCUUAUCAAUGAGCUGAUUGCUCACGGAAUUCAACCCCAUGUUACAUUGCAACACUAUGACCUUCCACAGGUUCUUGAAGACGAGUUUGGAGGAUGGCUUAACAGAACCAUAGUGAAGGACUUCACAGCUUAUGCCGGUUGCUUCAGAGAAUUUGGGGACAGGGUUUCAUAUUGGAUUACUCUGAACGAGCCCAAUGCAUUUGCUAUUGAAAGUUAUGAAGAAGGAGUGUGUCCACCCGGGCAUUGCUCGCCUCACUUUGGAACCAACUGCUCUCAUGGAAACUCAUCAUCGACUGAGCCAUACAUUGCAGUUCAUAAUAUGUUGUUAGCACAUGCUUCAGCUGCAAGGCUGUAUGAGAAAAAGUACAAGGCCAAGCAACAUGGAUCCAUAGGCAUUAGCAUAUUUACAUAUGGGUUUUUUCCUCUAACCAACUCGAAAGAGGAUGCAAUUGCAACUCAGCGAGCUAUUGACUUUUUUGUUGGUUGGAUUGCACAUCCACUGGUGUUUGGUGAUUAUCCAGAGAUAAUGAAGAAAAAUGUUGGAUCUAGAAUGCCAGUUUUCUCAAGUACUGAAUCCGAACAGGUUAAGGGUUCCUUCGACUUCCUAGGACUGAUACAUUACACUUCAAUGAAUAUCCAAGAUGAUUCUGACAGUCUACAACUGAAACAAAGAGAUUUCUAUCAAGAUAUGGGUGCCAUUCUGAUAGAUAUUAACAAUUCUUCAGCGAAUGAGUAUCCUAUCUUCCCGCUAGGCCUUCAAGCUGUUCUUUUGUAUUUUAAGCUAGUUUACGGCAACCCCACUAUUUUCAUUGUUGAAAAUGGUCAGAUGAUGCCGCAUAAUUCAUCUUUACAAGAUACAGCGAGGGUUAAGUAUUUGCAUUCAUAUAUUGGGACAGUGCUAGAUGCAAUGAGGAAUGGAUCAAACACCAGAGGGUAUUUUGUAUGGUCUUUCCUAGAUCUUUAUGAAUUAUUGAGCGGUUAUGAAUUAAAUUAUGGUCUGUUCUACGUAGAUUUCAACGAUCCGGAUUUGAAGAGAAUCCCUAAACUCUCUGCAUACUGGUAUUCUAAUUUGCUCAAGGGAAGAAUUGUUACUGCGGAUGCAAAAAUCCAUCUUUCCAAUGAUGUACCACCCACAUUUUCAUGGUGAUAAUCGCUUCUUUCCCAAAAUAAACAUUUUCCUCUUCUUCUGGAUCAUAAGCAAA